This is a messenger RNA of Metarhizium robertsii ARSEF 23, 1518 nucleotides long. RefSeq names its product N-terminal fungal transcription regulatory domain-containing protein. Gene Ontology annotation, biological process: regulation of DNA-templated transcription. Gene Ontology annotation, molecular function: DNA-binding transcription factor activity, RNA polymerase II-specific; zinc ion binding. The record is from RefSeq and is a predicted model, not a curated record. The transcript is spliced from 4 exons. Bases 1 to 1518 code for a protein of 505 amino acids. Lineage: Eukaryota; Fungi; Ascomycota; Sordariomycetes; Hypocreales; Clavicipitaceae.
AUGAAGAUUAGACAGCGCACAAUCUGUCAUACGUGUAGAGCAAGGAAGCUUGCUUGCGACGGACGAUCGCCAUCCUGUUCCCAGUGUCUUAAAAGCAGCCGCGAGUGUGGUGGAUAUCAAUAUGACUUGAUAUUCGCGGAUCCACAAACUACGGGCCGAAGGACAGCCGGGAGAAAACGAAUUACAUUGUCCGAAGUCGCCGUUGAGCCUCGUCUGCCCACUCCGGGUAUUGGUCAACCUCUCUCCUGGCCGAUGAAUGACAUUCUGUCGCUGGUCGUUCAAAACUUUAUACCCCGGCGCGAUGAAACGAAUGCAAAGAGCCAGGGUCUCACAGCUCCAUCCAGAGUAUGUGGCUCUUGGAUUGAAGUGGUACCAGACCUCAAGACGUCCGGACCAAACGGUCACGCACUCACGUCUUCUAUCAAGGCAUUUGCAGUUGCCCUUACAACUUGCAGAAGGCCUCUUGGAGCCCCUAUUGUUGAUGCCUUGGCGGCGCACGGAACUGCUCUCAGUUCCCUUCAACAAGCCUUGACAAGAGGUCGGAAUGAAGGCCCGGAUGAGCUGUCAGCCGCAAUCAUGUUUUUAUUCUUAUCCGAGAUAAUGGUGCCUGCAUGCGGUAGUUACGGAGCUCACAUUGGAGGAAUUUCGCGUCUGAUGCUAUCCCGAGGACCAGCUUAUUACGCCAACGGGACAUCCCAUAGAAUCUUUAUAGGGUGUCGCCCUUCACAGAUCAUAUGUUUUAUAUUAUACCGCAGGGCGUGUUUUCUGGAGGCAGCUGAGUGGUGCACGAUUCCCUUUCAAACCUCACCGGCGGAGCCUCUCCAGGAGCUGAUGUCCAUAGGGGCGUGCAUACCGUCACUGCUCCAAGCUAUAGACCAGCUGGAGGCUACUUCAAAGCAGCACGGCCAUUUUUCCGCUUGCAUCGACAAGCUUUUGGAUAUCAUACGGCGACUGGACUGCUGGCGUUACUCGUACUCGGCAAACUUGAGUUCCACGUAUGGGCGUGAUUUUGUAGCACCUCCUGCGUCGGAGGAUAUCUGGUACCCAGAUAUUACUGUAGCCAACAGCCUGACUCACUACUGGGCUUUUUGGAUCAUAUGUGCGGUAUACGCCAUCCAACUGGAUUCCGGCGGCAUUUGGUCAGGGCGAUUAGGCGAAGCAAAUGUAGUACAGCAAGAAGCCAUCAGAUCAAAGUCAAAUUUGAUAAUGAGGAGCGUUGAAUACCUUACUCAAAAAAAAAUGAAACUAUUCGGCGCGACCUCCCUGGGCCUUCCGGGCAAGGUUGCAUAUGAAUACUCUCAGCAAGCCGGUGAUUUGAAUUCCGUGACUUUUUCCAACAAAGUCAUCAAAAAUAUCAGCGAGAAAGGGUAUUCCUAUCUCAAUGCGUUUAUCCAAUCCGACUUCAAGAUAUUGCCUCUGUCCACCCCGAGACACCAGAAUGGCGACCAACGAGGGAGAACAAUCAGCAACUCAACCGCAUUACAAUUGAAGGCCCAAGAAGAACGGGAAAUCAGAUGA